AUGAAGACAGAGGAGAGGCACUUCGCCGACACAUGCGCGGAGCACUUCAUGCAUGUAGCUGGAGAAUGGGACAUUGAAGGUAAAGUCAGCACACUGACCACCGACAGUGCACGCAACAUGAUCGCAGCGUCCAAGCAACUCCCGUUUGAACACAUGCCUUGUGCAGCACAUCUUCUCCAACGGGCCAUCACUGUGUCCCUGCAGCACAGCCCAUUUGAUAGUGCACUGGCGAAAUGCAGGAAGGUGGUGGGCCAUUUCAAGCACAGUGCACCGAAUGCAGCAGAGCUUGAGAAAAUGCAAGAUGCAAGGAAGAAACCUAAAGAGGCUCUCACACAGGACGUUUCAACUCGAUGGAACAGUACCUUGGAGAUGAUCAGGUCUAUUCUGAGAAAUCAAGAACCACUGAGCGAUGCCCUUGCCCUCCAUCCAACCAAGGUGACAAUGCCAACAGCAGCUGAGCUGGAUAAACUGCAGAAGUUGGAGACAGUCCUGGAACCCUGCAGGUGAAUUAUUGAUACUCUAAUUGACAUUAUGUUUGUUUCUGACUGUGUGUGUGUAUGUGUCUGUGUGUGUGUGUGUGUGUGUGUGUGUGUGUGUGUGUGUGUGUGUGUGUGUGUGUGUGUGUGAGAGAGAGAGAGAGGUAGGGAGGGUGGGGGGUCCUCAGCCCUUGUAUGGGUGAGUUUGCAACUUUAUCAUUCCCUUAUUAUUGCAGGUACGUAACAGAGCUUCUCGGAGGAGAGAACUUUGUAUCCUGUUCAGCUGUGCUGCCAGCCUUGAGCCAUCUGUCACGAGUCAUGGAGGUCUCUGAGGAUGACCCAGCAUACAUGGCUAAGUUCAAAGAGACCUUCACAGCAGACCUGGAGCAACGCAAGGAAAAAACAAACUUGCCAUGGCUUAAGGUUGCGACGGCCCUGGACCCUAGGUUUAAGGACCUCAAGUGUCUGAGCAAACCUGAGAGGGCUGAGGUGUGGCGUUCCAUCACUGACUUGCUCAAGGAGGAGAGGCCUGCACAACCAGAACAACCAACGGUGUCUGUGCCACCAAAGAAAAGAUUAGCUCUCAUGUUUGAGUCUUCAUCUGACGAGGAGGACUACCUUGAGAGAUGUCUGGAGCGCUACAGGGCAGAGCCCACCAUUGACAUGGAGGACUGUCCACAGCAGUGGUGGGCUGACCAUGAAGGAGCACACAGCAUGAUGGCCGGCCUUGCGCGCAAAUACUUGGCAACACCUGCCACCUCGGUGCCGUGCGAAAGGUUGUUUUCACUGUCUGGGCAUGUUGUCAAUAAGAAGAGAGCCUCACUGGCUUCUGAAAAUGUCAACAGGCUUGUCUGCUUGAGCAAUUGGCUCAGAGCAAAGAAAUAAGUGUUCUGUUCAAACAAGAGAAGAAAUGUAGGCUGAUGUUAAGUUUAUUUUGUCUGAUAAAAAGAGGAAGUGGAGGUUGAUACUUGAUAGAAGCUGCUGUUUCUUUCAUCUGUUGAAAAAGAGAAGAUGUUCUGUCUGUUAAAAAGAGAAGGUGGAGCUGAUAUAUUUUGGAGAUGGAGGCUGGGUUGUUCAGCCUCUGCUGAAUACAACAUAACAGCUGUUUAUAGGCUAUAGCCUGACUGCACUAUCAUUUGAGUCCUGUUUUGCUCCCCCUGUCUCAUGCACACUUCAUUCAUUGUGUUAGUAACUGAAGCUAUUUUGUGCAUCACUCUAGUUUGUUUUGAUUUUGGUGCAAAUGUGCAAUGCAUUCUUUGGUGUUAAAAGGCAGCUACAAACAAAGAAAUGGAUGAAUGGUUAAACUGUGAAGUUCAACACACUACUGUGUUCGUGUUAGUAAUCAUUACUAUGUAAUGUACAGUUAGUAAAUUGUUUGAUCUGUAAUUUUAUUGUUGGGCUUUUUUGUUUUACAAUGAAGUUUGCACAGUAGUUUAUUAAAGACAGUGUUUUUCAUUGUGGCAACAAAUAAACAUGCGUUUUUUGGCAUGAAGCAAUAAUUUGUCUAUUCUCAUGUUGAUAAACUUAUUACAAUUUGAAAAAGGUCGAUUUAGAAUGGAUAAAAAAUAUGCGAUCAAUUUGCGAUUAUUAAUCGUGAUUAAUUUUGUUCAAAGUUCGAUUAAUCGCGAUUAAAUAUUUUAAUCAAUUGACAGCCCUAAUAUAUAUAUAUAUAUAUAUAUAUAUAUAUAUAUAUAUAUAUAUAUAUAUAUAUGUAUGUGUGUAUAUGUAUACAUAGAGAUACACAUUAUCAUCAUCAUUUACAGGGGCGAACUGCAAAGUACUUUUCAGUACUUUGCAGUUCGCCCCCUUUUUUCUUUUUUUUUUUCUGGUAUGUAUUUGUAGAGAAAAUGUUUUUCUUUUUUUUUGGGGGGGGGGUGGGGGGAGGACUGGAGGGGCGGGCUGGGGGUUUGAGGGACAAAAAAGAAAAAAAAUCACUUAUGUAUUGUUGUUCUUUAAGAUGAAUCUUCUGACUCAUUGUGGAAUAAAUAAAAGUAUUUAAAAAAAAAAUUCAACAGGAAAUUUGGCAGAGCUGACCAGAGGAAUACAUGUUUACAUAGGAAGUCACAUUGGUGGGUAUCAGACACAUUGGUGGCUAUCAGACACCAAUGUGAAGUACACGUACGGGAAGAUUACCACUGACGUCACUGGAGCUCUUAUAAGAAGAGUUCUAGGGAGAAUUGUGAAGGGAUUUUUCGACUACUGCUGUCUGUCUGAUUGUCAUGAUGUCGUAGUUGAUGCUUUAACUACAAUCAAUAAAUCCCACAAGAGGCUGCCAACUGAUUCUGUCUUCUAGUGGUUCAUUUUUGCACCUUUUGCAUCUAUGAAAUCUACCAUAGGAGCUGCUGGAGGGUUGAGACUGAGCAGAUAUUAGAUGGGAAAUGACAUUCAGGUCGUAUGAGGAUUUAGGCUACGCUUUGUAAUUACUGAGUGGAUGAUUACACCAUCAGUGUUUUGAACACCUCUAUGUAUCCCAGGCUAUCUAUCAUCAUCCCAUCUAUAAUCUUUCUGUUUAUAAUCAUCUAAUAAUUUCUUGCCAGGUUCAAAACCACAGACCAUAAAUAUGUAUGUAACGUUUUCCCUGUAGAUGUUGUCUGAUAAGGCUGGACUGGCAGAGCAGAUAUCAAAUCCCAGAGCUAAAUGACUCAUAGUGAUUAUCACAUUGCUGCAGAUACCAGCCCUUUAUCGCCAAUACACCGAUCAAUGAUAAGAUAAACACAUGGCAAUUUAAAAAUAAAUGGUCCUAUUUUAAAAUCUAUGAAAUUAAAGAUCACUAUCAAAUAUGCAUGUAUGGAAGAAGAGAUCCAUGUGGACAUCCUGCUAAUGCUGGAGUGUUGUGUUUGUCCUUGCUUUCGCUAAUAUGUUGUAGGAGCAGCUUUGUGGGAGAAUUCUUCAUUUGCCAUGUAUUAAACAAAAUUAUCUCAAAAAUUGUAUUUAAAACAAAAACUUUCAGACUCCAGAGCACAAAUGUCCCAUAAAUAAAGAUGUUGCAGUGUAUCUACAGCUCUGUGAGGCAUAUUUGAAUAUUUUCAAAUGGUUUUGAAUAUUACAAUGUCAUUUAGCAGAAGCUUUUAUCCAAAGCGACAUACAUUUGAAAGCAUGAACAACACAAGCAAGAUCAAGACAAGAGGAAACAAGAUCAGUAAGAGCCACAAAGAGCGUCAAGUACAUUUCGAUGCAGGUACUGCCAUGCAACGUAGGGCAAAGGCAAUGCACAAGAGUUUUCACAAAGAACUGGGCACAGUGGAGCAGGACAAAGAGAGCCAGCUGUAGCUGGAAACCAAUUCUACCACUAGAGACAACAGUGGAGACUGGUCUUGCUAACUGCACUUGUUCUCUUAAGAGCUGGAUUUUUAGCUCUCUUGAAAGAAGACAGGACUCUGCUGAUAUAAUUAAGUCAGGUGAUACAUACCACUAUUAGGGUACUACAGAAGGAAAGAGUUGGGCUAGUGACUUAGUGGGCCUGUUUUGGAAGCACAAGGCACCUUUCUGUGGCUAAGCACAGUGGGUGAGAAGGGGUGUAUACCUUGAUGAGGGGUUCCAGGUAAACAGGACCAAGUUUGGUUUCUUUAAUGAUACCAGUUUUGAAUUUGAUGUAAACUGUCUGACAUGAGCUGUCUUUGACUGGUUAAAGACCAGACAUGCUGCUGCACUCUAAAAAAAGGAUGUGCUGACUGUAAAAAACUGAUGUAACAAUUUGCAUGGAUAUUUUCAAGUUCUUUCAACUUACCUAGUAAUGUGUACAUGCCACAAGACUUCUUCUAGUAGGCCAACUCAAUUACUUUAGUACAAGCAACAUGAUUUGACUUUUACUCAACAAGCUUAUUUAAGGUGAACAAACUUUAGGUAAAAAAAUUAGGUAAAAAUUACUAAUUUUAGCUAUUCUUACUUAUCUUUGUCAUUUCAUCCCUCUCAGAAAUGUCCAUGCAAAUUGUUACAUCAUUUUUUUAGUAAGGCAAGGCAAGGCAAGUUUAUUUGUAUAGCACCAUUUGGUAACACUUUAUAUAAAGGUCCUUGUAAUAAGCAUUAGUUAAUGGUAAUAAGGCCCUUAUAAGUGCGUACAAGAUGCUUAUUAACAUUAUUAUUCAUUUAUAAGAUUAUAUAUCUAUUAAUAGUCUCAUUAUAAUACAGUUAUUAGCAGACUUUAAGAGAUUUAUAAUAACUUUCAAGAAACUUGUUAACUGUUUGUUGAUGCUUACGAACAUUAAUAAAAUCCUUAUGAGUAUCUUAUAACUGUUUAUAAUAACAUUAUAAACACAUAUAUUGACUCAACUAGCCCAACCAUGAUGGCUUUAUCAUGCCUUUAUUAAUCUUUUUGUCUGAUUUAUUAACAUUAAUAUACACUUUAUUGCUCAUCUACUGUAAGUUAACUAUGCACUUGUUUACAGUUAACUGUGCUUUUUGCAGGUACUGGAUCUAAAGUGAGAACAAUGCCUUAUUAAGGCUGAUAAAUCUUUUAUUGAGCAUUAUUAUGCCUUUAAGAAUAUUUUUUUUCUGCUUUAUCAAAAUAAAAUGUACUUUACUAUGCCCUUGUUAUCAGUUAACUAUGCACUUGUUAACAGUUAAUUAUGCUUUUUGCAGCUACCAGAUCUAAAGCGAGAACAAUGCCUUAUUAAGACUCAUAAAGUGACUCCUCUGGUAAGUUUAACUGCAGCUAACUGGUUAGUGCACAUUCAAACACGCAGCUAGCUACAUAGCUAGCUAGCCAAAGCUAGUUACAUUAAAACUCUGUUUUGAAUGUGCACUACCUCGUUAGCUGCAGUUAAACUUACCAGAGGAGUUAUCCUCCAUAUCACAACGGCUCCUCUUGUCAUCAUGAUCUUUUCGAGAUCCAGAGCGGGUUUGUAUUAUCCGCGGGGCCGAAGAUGUUGUUCCCUUCAUUUUGCACGCGGCACCAAAACGACAUUCACAUUGAUCGCGUGGCUGAGCCGCUAGCUUAAACCGGAAGUAUCGGUUUUACACUGCUCUUUCAAAAUAAAAGCACGUGAGAAGCGCACAAAGGCAAGAACAGCUACGGAUGUAGGCUGAAAAGAAGCGAAAAAAGACGCGACCCGCGAAAAGCAACGGAAGAGGAGAAAAAAGAAGUGACUUUACCAAGAUGACACUGCUAAACAAAAUCAGAAAACGUAUUUUUGAAGGUAAAGUUUAAAGUUUUUCUGGUUGAAAACUUUAAACUUGAAGGAAAGAGCAGUGUAAAACCGAUACUUCCGGUUUAAGCCAGCAGCUCAGCCACAUGAUCAAUAUGCACGUCGUUUUGGUGCCGCGUGCAAAAUGAAGGGAACGGCCUCGCGGAUAAUACAAACCCGCUCUGGAUCUCGAAAAGAUCAUGAUGACAAGAGGAGCCGUUGUGAUAUGGAGGAUGACUCCUCUGGUAAGUUUAACUGCAGCUAACGAUUUAGUGCACAUUCAAAACAGAGUUUUAAUGUAACUAGCUUUGGCUAGCUAGCUAUGUAGCUAGCUGUGUGUUUGAAUGUGCACUAACCAGUUAGCUGCAGUUAAACUUACUAGAGGAGUCAUCCUCCAUAUAAUAGAAGAUUUAUGAGACUUAAUAAGGCAUUGUUCUCACUUUAGAUCUGGUAGCUGCAAAAAGCAUAAUUAACUGUUAAUAAGUGCAUAGUUAACUGAUAACAAGGGCAUAGUAAAGUACAUUUUAUUUUGAUAAAGCAGGAAAAAAAUAUUCUUAAAGGCAUAAUAAUGCUCAAUAAAAGAUUUAUCAGCCUUAAUAAGACAUUGUUCUCCCUUUAGAUCCAGUACCUGCAAAAAGCACAGUUAACUGUAAACAAGUGCAUAGUUAACUUACAGUAGAUGAGCAAUAAAGUGUAUAUUAAUGUUAAUAAAUCAAACAAAAACAUAAAUCUCUUAAAGUCUGCCAAUAACUGUAUUAUAAUGAGACUAUUAAUAGAUAUAUAGUCUUAUAAAUGAAUAAUAAUGUUAAUAAGCCUCCUCGCCGGAGGCGUCCUCGUCGUCGCGGCAUACGUGGCGGUCGGCUGGGGAAGCUAAAGCUUCGGCUGUCACAAUCUUCGUCCAUUUUCCGGACAGGACAUGGAUUAUCCCCUCAUGUCUUUGUGCCUCGUUGCUUUCUGGACCUGGUCGGCGUCUGUCUGGUACCUCUCAUCGGCUCAGCUGA
Xyrichtys novacula (pearly razorfish) is the source of this 6600-nucleotide messenger RNA. The record is from the annotation of a GenBank genome assembly. NCBI's taxonomy places the organism in Eukaryota, Metazoa, Chordata, Actinopteri, Labriformes, Labridae.